This is a messenger RNA of Sphaeroforma arctica JP610, 558 nucleotides long. RefSeq lists its product as hypothetical. Lineage: Eukaryota; Ichthyosporea; Ichthyophonida. Gene Ontology annotation, molecular function: ATP binding; protein kinase activity. The record is from RefSeq and is a predicted model, not a curated record. The coding region runs from base 1 to 558 and encodes 185 amino acids. The transcript has 2 exons. Gene Ontology annotation, biological process: protein phosphorylation.
AUGUAUACACCACCUGCCGCCACCGUGACCUAUAAUAAGGACCUGGAUCUAAGCCCAGCCACUCUGGCUGCGGCGGUCGCCCAGAUUAAGGAUAGCGGUCGAAGCUCGCCUUUACCCCUGUCUGUGGAAGUUGUGGCCAUGUUGUUUGCAAACCAUCCGAACAUUAUGAAUGUGCGUGGUGGCGUUAUAUACAACGAGCCCCUGAGCCUUACCAUUUUGAGAUUCCAGAACCACGGUUGGGAACUUAACGACGCCAUUAACGACGGUAUGACACUUGUUCAGAAGAUGCAGGUUGUAGACCAGAUCGCGUAUGCUUUACGACACAUGCACUCCAACGGCUAUGUCCAUCGCGACAUUAAGAUGGACAAUAUAUGUGUACGCUCAGCAGUGUCGUUGUCCGCAGCCCCCACUACCACUGAUACUACCCGAUCGGAUUAUGGCAGUCAAUCCAAUAAAGGGGACGUUGUGGCCAUACUCAUCGAUCUUGACAAAAGAAAAAAGUUUUUUUGCGCGUACCCCCUCGCGCAGCAAGUGUACAAUACCAAGGUUCAUUUGUAG